UUUAGAAAUUGAUGAAGCGUAUGAAUAGGGAACUGUUAUAGUCUUGCUGCAGUGUUUUCUCAGUAAUUUCUUGGUAGCUUAACCUGAUCCAUCAUAAUAUGAUAUUGAGAUCACAAGUCAAACAAACAAUUAAUAAUUUGGUUUUAAAUUAUUAAAUACUUGAUAAAUGUGAUAGUUGAAGCAUAAUAGAUUUGAGCAAACCUCUCUCAGCACCUCAUCACCUAUUCUCUGCUCUUUUCUUCUUUCCUGGUCGAAUUUCUGGGUCUUGUUUCUGUGAUUUCUUACCACCCAUGGAUUGCGUGAGCCCAAUCCUUGAUGUUGCCACUCGCUUAUGGGAUUGCACCACCAAACGCGCAGUUUAUAUUGGUGAUCUGCAAGAAAUCCUUGAAUCUUUGAGCAAAGCCAUGGAGGAGCUGAAGAACAUAGCUGAAGAUGUAAAGACCAAGGUGGAACUUGCCGAGAAAAACCGACAAAUGAGACGAACACGGGAAGUUGAUGGCUGGCUUCAAAGCGUACGAGUCUUGGAAAAACAAGUAGAUGAAAUACUGCAAAAGGGUAAUCAAGAAAUCCAGAGGAAAUGCCUUGGAAGUUGCUGUCCCAAGAACUGCCGGUCCAGCUACAAGAUCGGGAAGAUAGCGAGUAAAAAGCUUGGUGCUAUCGCUGAUCUAAGUAAGAGCUGUAUUAAUGAUGUAGCUAAUAGAUUACUUCAAGAUCCGGUGGACGAGAGGCCAAUGGAGAAGACUGUGGGCUUGGAUCUGAUGUACGCUGAGGUUUGCAGAUGCAUCCUAGAUGAACAACUGGGAAUUAUUGGAUUAUACGGAAUGGGAGGUGUUGGGAAAACUACCCUCAUGACCAAAGUCAAUAAUGAGUUCUUCAAAACAAGCAAUGAUUUUGAAGUAGUCAUUUGGAUUGUAGUAUCCAGCUCUGCAAAUGUGGGAAAAGUACAAGAAGUCAUUCGGAAUAAAUUAGACAUCCCCGAUGACAGAUGGAGAAAUAGAGCCGAGGAUGAAAAGGCAGUAGAAAUUUUCAAUACCCUGAAGUCAAAAAGAUUUGUGAUAUUGUUAGAUGAUGUAUGGGAGCGACUUGAUCUCCAAAAACUGGGGGUUCCUUCUCCUAAUUCUCAAAACAAGUCCAAAGUAAUAUUAACAACUCGAUCUCGGGAUGUUUGUCAUGAUAUGGAUGCUCAAAAGAGCAUUAAGGUGGAGUGUUUGACACAAGACGAGGCCAUCAAUUUGUUCAAGAAGAAGGUUGGAGAGAGUACUCUAUGUUCACAUCCAGACAUACCUAAGCUAGCUGAAAUUGCUGCUAAAGAGUGCAAAGGUUUGCCACUUGCACUCAUUACUAUUGGGCGAGCCAUGGCUGGUAAGAGUACACUACAAGAAUGGGAAUGAGCCAUACAAAUGUUGAAGACUUAUCCAUCAAAGUUUUCAGGUAUGGGAGAUCAUGUAUUUCCUGUCUUGAAAUUCAGUUAUGAUAGCUUGCAAAAUGGCACCUUGAGAUCUUGUUUUCUAUAUCUUGCUGUGUUCCAAGAGGACUAUGUAAUUAUAGAUAAUGAUCUUAUAAACCUCUGGAUUGGAGAAGGGUUUUUGGAUGAAUUUGACAACUUACAUGAAGCACGUAACCAAGGGCAUAACAUCAUUGAGCAUCUAAAGGUUGCAUGUCUAUUUGAGAGUGAUGAAGAUAAUCAAAUCAAGAAGCAUGAUGUUAUUCGUGAUAUGGCUUUGUGGUUAACUUCAGAUUAUUGUGGCAACAAGAACAAAGUUGUUGUAGAAGAUGGUACUUUGGAAGCUCAGCAAAUUUUAAAGUAGAAAGAGGCAAAGCAAAUAUCACUGUGGGAUGUAAGUGUGGAAAAACUCGCAAUACCACCAUCUUGUCACAAUCUGAUAACUUUAAUUUUUGGAAGUGUUAUUCUGAAGACAUUUCCCUAUGAAUUCUUUCAUCUCAUGCCAAUCAUAAAAGUUUUGGAUUUGUCAGGUACUCAAAUAACUGAGUUACCUGUUGGAAUUGAUAGAUUGGUUACUUUACAA
Messenger RNA from Vitis vinifera (wine grape), 2027 nucleotides. RefSeq names its product probable disease resistance protein At5g63020. Gene Ontology annotation, molecular function: ADP binding. The coding region runs from base 291 to 1391 and encodes 366 amino acids. NCBI's taxonomy places the organism in Eukaryota, Viridiplantae, Streptophyta, Magnoliopsida, Vitales, Vitaceae. The transcript has a single exon. The record is from RefSeq and is a predicted model, not a curated record.